AUGCAUUGGAAAGCACUGCGCCUCGGCUCCUCCGACAACGAAGCCAAACGACGGAGCUAUCUGUACGAUCCACCGCAAUCCCGUCACAGCGAACAGCUCCCUCGUCCGACGCUCUCGACGACCGCCCUUGCCCCCAGACAUUCCGAAUCUGCUCCACGGUCACCAUCGCUGGCUGGUCCAGAUGACGCCGAGCACAAUGACGACCAUAGGGCUGAUGGCCCUAGCCUCACACAAAGUCGCAGUCGCGCUGAAGAACCCACCGUGAGGCCUAGAAACACUGGGAACUCACUGUUGCCGGGCAGCGGCCCGAAUUGGCGCAUGAACCGUUUCAGUUUCAUGAGGCUUCGUCAUGCGUCGGACCCGCAAUUGUCCAAGUCGUACGCUAAAGCAGAGCAGGAGAUCCCUCCUGUGCCAUCCUUGCCUCCGCCUACAAUCAUCACGACCGCGCCGACAAGCCAUGAACUCGAGGAGCCGGUAAAGCGAAAGAACAAAUUCAAACUGUUCCCCGAUUCGAAAACCCCGACGGUGGAAGAAAUCCCCCCACAACAAUCCACAAUUAAUGGGAAGUCCAGGCAUACUGCCCAGGGCUCGACGGGGUCGCAGACGGUGAAUCCAGGCCGACCAGAGUCUCGAGUUAGCGGCGAGGAACCGGGUCGUCUAUCGACCACAUCCAUACGGAGCAGUGGUCGUGAUCAACCUGGUGACUCUCAUCGCUCUUCUGUGACAGAUGCACGGUUUUCCGAGUCAUCCCGUUCUGAUCAAGAUCGUGGGGAUCAUGGCUCUUCGGCCUCGCGUGGAAUUCCAACGAGCGAGGGUUCAAUUUCCAGCACAAAACGAUUCCGUAUGCCUCGCUUAAAGAGGAAUAAGGGGCCCCUCUUUCCCUUGCCCCCCAAGCCAACAGCUUCGCAGUCGCUCAAUGGACGUGCGCCCAAGUCCAUACCGGAUUCUUCGAUUCCCACGUCGGAUGUUUCAGAUGAUCAUGACCGGGAUCACGUCUCUCCCCUGCCGUCGCCGUCGCGCUCCUCAGCUGGUGUCUCCUCUCCUCGGCCCCCUCUGUUAAGAAAGGACUCGGCAAAUUCCGCUCAUUCGAGCCAUUCAACGCCAUCCAUUCGAACACGUAAGCCGCCUACCACGCGGGCUCGCUCAUCUACGUUGGAUUCUUUGGCCAAUAUCCGGGACAAUGAGCCGCAACAGUCGCCCCAUCUCACUUCGUCUGGACGAACGUCUACUUCAACCAGUGGAAGGAAAAGUUUUGGCGAUAUCUUCAACAUCCCACAGCGGCUGCGGCAGAACUCGGAGCCCCCGUUCCCCAGGAGUGGGUCUCCUGCGGCCAGGGGCGCGGAGACUCCGGUCACCAAGUCGCCUUCUUAUCCGGAAAGACAGGAAGGUGAUACCCCGACUACGUAUUUGGAGCGGCUUGAGGCAACCGUACCCAAGAGUGUAAUUGCCAGUGUACUCUCUCAAUCGAACGAUGAGUUCUAUAAGAACGCUCUGCGCAAGUACAUGAGAGGAUUCUCCUUCUUUGGUGAUCCGAUCGAUAUGGCCAUUCGGAAGCUAUUGAUGGAAGUGGAACUGCCAAAGGAGACCCAGCAAAUCGACCGUUUCCUCCAGAGCUUCGCUGACCGAUACCAUGAGUGUAAUCCGGGUAUCUUUGCGAGUACUGACCAGGCAUAUUUCAUUGCGUUUUCGAUCCUGAUCUUACACACGGACGUCUUCAACAAGAAUAAUAAACGGAAGAUGCAGAAACCAGACUAUGUCAAAAAUACCCGUGGAGAAGGCAUUUCGGAAGAUAUCUUGGAGUGCUUCUAUGAGAACAUCUCCUACACACCCUUCAUUCGCAUCGAGGACACGAAUCCCAACGGCCGCCACCUUUCAAAGCCUCGCCGAACAUUGUUCAAGACGGCCAGCUCCGACCACCUUGGUCGUUCUACCAGAGAGCCCGUUGAUCCAUACACCUUGAUCAUGGAUGGAAAACUCGACUCUCUUCGACCAAGUCUCAAGGAUGUGAUGAACCUGGAUGAUCCGUAUCGCUGUAAUGGAACGGAUGGACCGCCAGAUAUUGAGAACCUCCAUCGUGCCUUUUCCAAAGCCGCUGUGCUGCAGAUUGUCUCCCUGCGUUCACGGCCUGAUGCAUUUAUGCCUUCGAGUAUGGAAAACCCGAUAGAUUCCAACCCAGGCCUGGUGGAUAUCAAAGUAGCCAAGGUCGGAUUGCUUUGGCGCAAAGACCCGAAGAAAAAGAAGGCUCGAUCCCCAUGGCAAGAAUGGGGUGCCCUUCUGACGUUCUCGAAGCUCUACUUUUUCAGGGACGUCAACUGGGUCAAGUCAUUGAUACACCAAGAGGAAUCUCACUACAAAGAAGGCCGCCGCCGAGCUGUUGUAUUCAAACCGCCUUUGACCGACUUCAAACCUGAUGGGAUCAUGCAAACUGAUGAUGCAGUGUCUUUGAUCGAUAGCGGUUAUAAGAAACACAAACAUGCAUUUGUAUUUGUUCGGCACAACGCUUUGGAGGAAGUAUUCUUAGCCAAUAGCGAGUCAGAUAUGAAUGAUUGGCUGGCAAAACUCAAUUAUGCCGCAGCCUUCCGAACCACUGGCGUCCGGAGCAAGGGCAUGAUGGCUACCGACUACGAGGCGCAGCGGAAUCGGAUGAGCCGCCGGGGCUCUAGUGUUUCUCUCAACGAAAAGGAACCGCCGUCGCCAAAUCCCGGGGCAGAUAUGGGGGAAGAUCUGAUCGUCGCGCGGGAACAUCUGAUGCGCCAGAAGAUCCGCGAGGCCAAUGAGAAACUUUUCGUCAGCCAGCGACAGCUUGACGAUCUGCUAAGGAACGCUAGACAUCUGCAGGUCCUGACUCCGGUGCACUCCAGGGCGCGGGAGAGCGUGAUCAUGGCUGCGGGGCGCAUGGCUGCCAAGCUCAAGUGGGUGAGGCAGGAUAUCUGGCGUACCAGAUGCUACCGCGAAGUUCUCGUUCGCGACUUGGGUGAAGGGGACGCGGAGACACCAUCUUUGACCGAGCAAAAGCGUUUGCAGCUACAGAUUCCUGCGGAUACCACCUCCCCCGAGUCCAAGGAAACGGAGGAUGAAGCAGUGCCAGAGAAACUAGCAUCACCGAUCAAAGAGACGGCGCCGCCUUCGCCGCACCCUGAGUCUAUUAAACCUCCAUCCAUCUGCGAACCACCGGCACCCCAGCCUGUGGCAGAAGACUUGCGCAGACCGAGCAUUCCUGCAUCCUUCGCGUCUUCCGAGGCCGCUUCUCGGAUUGGUAGACGACUCUCGGUAGAGGAUCUGAAGGAGCGUACAAAGUCUUCUUCUCCCGAGCCGUCAAACCGACUGACCCGGGAAGCCUCUGUGCUCAGUGCUGCCAGCAAGCUAGAUGUCUCCAGCUUGGCUUCACGUGCCUCCAAAAUCACUUCCCCCGGAAGCUUUGACGAUGGCGAAGAGCGCGUGCUUCGCGAGGCAGGUUUGCUGGAGGUGAACACCUCUCCUCAGACCAAGAGACAAUCCCUUGUCAUCAAGGAAGGCGAUAUUGAUCAGAAGCAGAACGACACCCAAGAGACAACUCAAAUGGACCGUUCCAGUCGGAUACGCCGCAGUCUUCACCGGACUCUCCGGGAUGCGCCUGGUGUGCACCACGGUCAUCUCCCUCGCAGCAAGAAACCUCGCGACCCGGCUUCCGCCGCAGGCGCGCACGAGGACGGCCAAGGAGCGCGUGAAGGCGAAGGCUUGUCGCGCAAGUCUGCUAGCUUUACUGUUCAUGGCAAGAAGGCUUCAAUCAUCACCUUUGGAAGCGAGUGGCAGAAUAUGCCCCCCGAGGAACGGCUCAAACUUCGGAAGCCCACUCCAUCGGAAGAGCCGAGAAUGUCCGAUCCAGCUAUCACCAGUAGUGCGGACUCGAUCACCUCAGGGUCAUUGCACCCCGGCCAUCCGCACUCCCUGCGUAGUUUGAGUCCAGGCACCAGGAAUAGUGCGCAUUUCGUCGAAGAGUCAGAAAAUCUCUAUAGCCAGGUCCAGAAGGCCAAAAGCGACGAUGGUUUCGAGUCGAGCUCCAAACACACUGAAAACUCCUUCGUCACCGCGGAUCCCGACCAAUCCUCUUUGAACGAAGAUAGCAAUGCCGUCGACGAGACCACGCCCAAAAAACUUACUGCCACGCCCGAGCAAGCUGUCAACGCAUAA
Molecule: messenger RNA, 4170 nt
Organism: Aspergillus tubingensis
Lineage: Eukaryota; Fungi; Ascomycota; Eurotiomycetes; Eurotiales; Aspergillaceae
Product: Arf family guanine nucleotide exchange factor SYT1
Exons: 3
Coding region: 1-4170 (1389 amino acids)
Biological process (GO): regulation of ARF protein signal transduction
Molecular function (GO): guanyl-nucleotide exchange factor activity
Source: RefSeq, a predicted model, not a curated record